AUGGAAAGAAUUAUCUAUGACCAUGCCCAGAGAGCCCCCGACUCUGCAGCUGUGGAGGACGGCAACCUAUCUCUCAGUUAUGCUGAGUUGAUGGCAGAAGCUGCUCACUUAGCCCGCACGCUCGGGGCGAGCGUCGCUGGUGAAAUGAUCGGGAUCCUACUCGGCCCUGGAAUCAAGCAGGUUGUUUCUCAGCUUGCUGUGCGUCUUGCCGGUGGGACCUGUGUGCCUAUCGAGCCAUCACUUCCAGAGCGUCGCAUCACUGCGCUCUUGAGCGAUGUCCAAGUAAAACGUAUACUCGUUGACGGUGAGGUUACCGUGGAUUUGCAAUCUUUCGAAGUCAUUCACGUGCACCAUAUUUCCGGCGGGAAGACCCUCGAGGUAAUGCCGGGGGAGUUCGAAAAUCAGUCAGAAAUAAGCCAUAUUCUCUUCACCUCGGGGUCCACCGGAAAGCCCAAACCGGUUGAAAUCCGUGCAGAAAGCAUUCUGCACCUGGCGACAAAGACUCCCACAACACCAUUGUCAAAAGCCGAUAGAGUGACCGAGUUCAACAAUCCGGGCUUUGAUUUAAGUUUGUUCGAGAUCUGGGUCACACUCAUCUCGGGGGCCACAAUUGUGGUGAUGCCCCGAGGGGUUGCCACUGAUCCCGGUGCUUUGCGGAGAUUUCUCGAGUCUCAGGAGGUGACAGUGACAAUCAUUACAGCUGCACUGUUCCAAAUCAUCGGCUUCACAGACCCGGCAGCAUUUUCGUCGUUACGCCAUGUCCUCACAGCUGGAGACGUGGCAAAUGUGCGUGCUAUGAGAGCUGUUCUGCAAGGGGGACCGCCACAGCACCUGUGGAACACGUACGGUCCGACAGAGUGUACGACGCUGACCACCAUGUUUGAAGUCACCUUGGAAGAAACUUCUAAAGAAAGAAUCAGCAUUGGUAAAGCGGUGGGGGACAUGGAACUCGUGCUUUUGGAUGAAGAUCAGAAGCCUAUCCAUGACAGCGGAAGACAGGGCGAGAUUUACAUCGGAGGACCGCAGCAGUCAGCAGGAUAUCGGAAUAGGCCCGAUGAGACUAACCAAUGUUUUGUUCAUUUGAACAGAAAGGACCUGGGAUUGCCUGGUGAGGGAACCGUCCGUCUGUAUCGCACGGGAGACAUGGCGGAAUGGCGCGCUGGUACUGAUGUUCUCGAUUUCGUCGGCCGAGUCGACAAUCAGGUCAAACAUGGGGGAUUCCGUGUUGAGCUAGGCGAAAUUGAACGUGUCUUGCUCUCGCAUGGAGGCAUUCAGUCGGCCGUGGUGGUUCGACAACCGCCGCUAUCCGAGGACGGAAUGCAUGCGCUGGUGGCCUUUGUGGCAGGCAGCGAGAAGCCCCAUCCACAGCAUCUGCUAGAGUAUGCUCGCGAGCGGCUUCCGUCGUACAUGGUUCCCGAUGCCAUCGAAUAUGCCACGGAGUUUCCGUUGACCCAAAACGGAAAAGUAGACCGCAAGGCCCUUGUUCAACAAAGGCUUGACUCUCGAGAACCAGCGCCAUCAAUCAAUGGACACGGAUCAAAUGACAAGAAAACCGUGGUUCGGGGACUCUGGAGGGACCUGCUCAAUGUCUCCGAAGUUCGAGACGAGGAUGACUUUUUUGCACUUGGAGGCAGUUCGCUCCAAGCUGCGGCGCUGAUCUCUCUCAUCCAAGAGCAUUUCGGCUGUCUUGUCUCGAUGGAAGAGUUGCAUCGCCAUUCCAGGCUCGACAGAUUGGUACGGUUUUUAGAACCCGCGGAGCUCAAACAAGCCAAUGCACCCGACGAUACCAGAAUCUGGAUGCAAGAUGUCGAUCUCGUCGAUGAUAUCGAGCUCGUCCCGCAAUGGGAAGCAGAAACCGAAGGACGCGUCUUCAUCACCGGCGUGACCGGCUUUGUGGGCGCUCACCUCCUGCAUCACCUCAUGCAGAGACCCGCAGUGAAACAGAUUGCAUGUCUGGCACGUCCUAAGAACGGGCUCAGCGCGGCGACUCGAAUACAGCGGGCCCUGGAACGAUACGAUCUAUGGCCCGACGCGUUCGAGCAGACGCAGAAGCUACUGACUCUGGAGGGAGAUCUUGCCGACAGCGAACUGGGCCUGGGAACAAAGAAAUUCACCUGGCUGGCCGACUGGGCCUCAGUAAUCUUCCACCUCGGGGCAAAGGUUAACUUCUGCGAGUCGUAUCGCGAGCAUCACACCGCCAAUGUCGUGGGGACAUGCAACGCCCUCCGGCUAGCGGCCGCCGGCCGCCGCAAGGCAUUCCAUUACAUGUCGAGCAUCGACGUGUGGGGUCCAACGGGCUGCAUCCUCGGCACCAAGGUACUCUACGAGGACGAGCCCCUCCAACCGCACAUCCAGGGUCUUCGGUACGAUCUGGGCUACGCGCAGAGCCAGUGGACGGCCGAGGCCAUGGUGCGCCGCAUGCGAGACCGGGGCUUACCCGUCGCAAUCUACCGACCAGGUUUCAUCAUCGGCGAUAGCACGACAGGGACCAGCAACCCCGACGACUUCUUCUCCCGGUUUGUGGUGGGGUGUAUCCAGCUCGGGACAUUCCCGCGCCUCGACCAGCGCCUCGAGUACGUGACGGUGGACUAUGUGCUGGCGGCCAUAAUGCAGAUCGCGUCGGAUAAUAGCAACCUAGGCAGAUCGUAUAGCCUGCUUUCUCCGGAUGUGCGCCAGUCGGUAACGGUUGAAGGAACCUGCGCCGUGCUCAACGAGGCAGGGUACGAUGUCAGACUCAUCCCGUACGAGGAGUGGGUGGAGCAGGUGGCCGCGCAGCAGAAGAAGGGGCCAUUGGCUCCUCUGAUGCCGGUGUUCCAGGAGAAGGUGCUGGGGAGGCUGACGCGGUGGGAAGCGAGCCAGUACUCGCCUGUGUACCGGUGCGAUAACACGGUUGAAGCGCUGAAGGACCACCCGGAAAUUGAAUUCGUGCCGUUUGACGCGGAGAUGCUGAAGAGGUUUAUUGAUUUCUGGGAUCGCAAGGGGUACUAUAAUGUCAAGAAGUAG
Molecule: messenger RNA, 3003 nt
Organism: Aspergillus thermomutatus
Lineage: Eukaryota; Fungi; Ascomycota; Eurotiomycetes; Eurotiales; Aspergillaceae
Product: non-ribosomal peptide synthetase
Exons: 1
Coding region: 1-3003 (1000 amino acids)
Source: RefSeq, a predicted model, not a curated record